CUUCAUCCACAUAAAAUCCCAGGCUGCCAUUGGAGAGCCCAUUGGCAAGAGCGAACAGGACGCAGACGCAGGAGAUAUCGCAGGAAGGCUCCCGACGAACGCAGUGUCCAUCACUUCAGCUCAUGUAACCAGACAGCGUAUGUUGGAGGCAGUUAUUUAACAAAAUCAACUUCGUUAUAAAAAAAGAGACAAAAGAAGGCGAGAAAAUGGGACAUACUGCAAUAUUGAUAGCUGUAUUGUCCUACUGCGUGUUGGAAAACGUCGAGGCUCUGGCAAUGACCGAGGUGAACGGGCCAGGCCUCCAGGUGGCAGAGCCGCAGAUUGCCAUGUUCUGUGGCCGUCAGCUCCUGCACAUGAACCUACAGACUGGCCAGUGGGAGCCGGAUCCUCAGGGCCGUCCGGGCUGCUUCAAAGAGCCUGGUGAAAUCCUGUCCUACUGUCAAGAGAUGUACCCAGCACUUCCGAUCUCCCAUAUAGAGGAGUCAAAAAGACCUGUCACCAUCCCCGCCUGGUGUAAGAAAGGUUGGGGCCACUGCCAGACACACCCCUUCAUAGUCCUACCCUACCGCUGUCUAGAGGGCGAGUAUGUGAGCGAGGCCCUGCUGGUGCCCGACCGAUGCCGUUUCCUCCACCAGGAGCAGAUGGAUGCUUGUGAGAGUUACGUGUACUGGCACAACAUUGCUAAGGAGGAAUGCACUGCAGACAAUCUGGAGCUCCACAGCUACGGGAUGCUGUUGCCGUGUGGAGACCAUUUCCGCGGGGUCGAGUAUGUGUGCUGCCCAGGCCGAGGCAGUUCAGGCGGUAAAGGAGAGACGGAGGAAAGAGAAGUCCCUGCUGGUCCGCAGACUCUCACAUCCCAGACCAGUGAAAAACUCAACUCUGUCACCAAAGUGACAGCCCCCACUCCGAGCCCCUCUCCUGACACAGAUGUGGACGAGGCCGAUAUGGAAGAGGAGGAUGAUGAAGUGGUGGAAGAGGAGGGGGAGGAGGAAGAGGAAGAGGAGGAGGAGGAAGUUGAUGAGGAGGAGGUAGAAGAAGAGGAAGAGGAGGCCAUUCCUGUUAAAGAUCCAGAGGAGUAUGAAUACCCCAUUGACCCCUACCAGACAUCAGACUAUCUGGACUCUUUCUACUACAAGAAAGGCCAUAAACCCACCACCUCUGCACCUCUGAUGAAGGGAGACAUCUUGACUACACCUCGGCCCACAGAUGGCGUUGACGUUUAUUUCGAGAAGCCAGUGGAUGACACUGAGCAUGCCAACUUCCUGCGUGCCAAAACAGACCUGGAAGAGCGCAGAAUGAAGCGCAUCAAUGAGAUCAUGAAGGAAUGGGCAGAGGCAGACAACCAGUCAAAGAAUCUGCCAAAGUCAGAGCGACAGGCCCUGAAUGAGCACUUCCAGUCUGUGCUGCAAACGCUGGAGGAACAGGUCGCUGGAGAGAGACAGAGGCUGGUGGAGACUCAUCUUGCCAGAGUAGAGGCCAUACUUAACAACAACCGCCGCCUGGCCCUGGAGAACUACCUCACUGCCGUACAGUCUGAUCCCCCUCAGCCAGAGCGCGUGCUGCAGGCUCUGAAGCGAUACAUGAACGCAGAGCAGAAGGACCGCAGACACACACUCCGGCAUUACCAGCAUAUUGUGGCUGUCGACCCCCAGAAGGCUGAGCAGAUGAAAUUCCAGGUGUACACACAUCUCCAUGUAAUUGAAGAGAGGAUGAACCAGAGUCUUGCACUGCUGUACAAGGACCCUACCUUGGCUGAGGAGCUGCACAAUGAUAUCCAGGAGCUGGUCAAGGCAGAAAGAGGAGACAUCAGUGAGCUCAUGACCACCUCCUUCUCCGAGACCCGCACGACUGAGGAGCUUCUGCCGGCUGAGAGCGAGGAGGAAAAGGAUGAUGAAGAGGAAGAGGAGAGAGCCUUCCAGAACAGGCCUUAUCCUCCGCGCAUUGAACUGCAGUCUAAUAAGAAAGUGUCUGCAGUCGAUGAAUAUGACUAUACCACAUCUGAGAGAGGCCCUACUUAUGAAUAUGAGGAAAAGAUCAACACCUCUGUGGAGCUCAAACAGGUAGUCAACAAGCCUCCUGAGAUUGAGAGAGACGAACUGCAACCCGAUGCCUUGGAGACGUUUAACCGUGGCGCCAUUGUGGGGUUGCUCGUGGUGGCCAUGGCGAUUGCCAUGGUGAUGGUAAUCAGCUUGCUGCUGGUGCGCAGAAAGCCAUACGGCACUAUCAGUCAUGGCAUCGUAGAGCAGGUUGACCCCAUGCUGACGCCAGAGGAACGACAGCUCAACAAAAUGCAAAACCAUGGCUAUGAAAACCCUACCUACAAAUUCUUUGAACAGAUGAACUGAGGUACUGGGGCUGCCAACAAGUCAUGCCUGACCACUUGUUUUGUCGUCCCCCUCCCCCACCACCCCCACUCUUCCUUACAGUGGUGUCCCAGCUACACUCCCUUUGACGGAUUUAUGAUAUGUUGCAAACAUGAAAUAACUGAAUAAGUAUGGGGAACCUAUUGUAAAUGACCAAAACAACCUGUCAUCACUACUAGAAUGUGAAUAAUGACAUAUGAUACAAACUUGCAUCACCUAUUAUAAACUAAUACUCCUAGUCUGAGUAGAGGGGUAGAGUCUGAGGAUUGUUCUUACCAUUAGCGGUGCCACAGCGUUUCAUAAUCCUGAAAACAUUCACCUCAUAGACAGGAACACCAUCCCAGUGGCAUGACUUGACCCAUUGCUCCUCACUAGAUGUGAAGUUGAACGGUACAUAAUGCUUUAUAGUAUUUAUUUUUUAGUAGUAGACUCUUUCGUUCAAAUUGUAUCGCAGAUAUGAUGUAUCUGUGUAGAUGAGUGUGAGUGACAGCCUAGUUAAAUGAUGGUGUAAUUCUCAAUUUGAAACCCACUCAGUGAUAAAAGGUCAAUUACGAAGUUCUUGUCAAGCUGUCCUUAUCUCCAUGAGCUACUGUAACAUUGGACAAUACCUCUAAUAUUCGGACAUGAACAUUAAGUGAGGAUGUGGAGGUGUUUACUUUGAAUGUGUGAGACAUUUAGGUUUUCAUUUUAAAACAUACAGAACUAUGUUCUGGUACAAAAAGCAUCAUGUUUUUUAAUUCUAAGGAUCUGCUCUCAUUAUUAUUAUUAAUUAUUUGGCCAAAUAUACCAAAUAUUCCAUUUAGCUAAUUUAGUCAGUGAAUGAGUUUAUUUUAUUUGUACUGCUACCUAAAUAACUGUAAACAGAAUAAUCAGAAGUCUGUUAUGUUAAUGAAAGCAUGACAACUUGGUGUAUGAUACUGCUGUAUUUAUUUGUGUUGUUCUUGUCAUUGCUUUUGAAAAGUUGGAAAUGUCACCGUUCAAAAUGGACACUGUAAAUAACGUAAGAAAUACAUACUACUAGAUGUAGACAUUUCUAUGAUUAAUUUGCAUCGAUGUUAUGGAAUAAUACAUAAACUAGUACAUUGUGCUGUUGCGAGAAGGAGAAACAUUUUCCUAACAUGGCUGAUUGAAAACGGACUGUUGUAAAAACCAGCACAAGACAACGACACAGUAACUUCUUUCUGAAUGUAUUUAAGGUAGACAUUGAGAUUCCAUCUUCUUUUUCAGUAAUGCAUCAUUCCCCUAGUAGACCUAAUAGGAGUAGUGAAGUUCAACACAUCCAACAGACAGAAUACAUGCGUGGCGUCCUUCUCAUCACUUCCUGUAGCAGCCUGUUCAUUUUCACAUUUGGCAGAUGCUUAGGCGUGUUAUAAUGCACAGAGCAGCGGAGUGUAAAAGCCACAGCUAUAGUGAUGUGAAGUGUCAGUGUGUUUAGUAAGACCACACUCAGGCAUGAUAGUAGUAAAACAUGUUGUAUGUCUUUAAAUCUCCCAGUUUGACAAUUUUGGACUCAACAACAUUAAAUGUUAGUACUCUAUAGAUGCUAUAUUUAAGUUACUCUCUUCUUAAAUAGCUUUUCACUGAAUGACUCAUUGUAGUUUGUCAUAUGUAUGAUCAACAUAGUACCUUGUAGGUAAAGAAGAAAGGGAUUGCCCCUUUUUUCUGGCUGAUAACUGCUUAGUGUGUCAGGUAGAAUUUCCUUUAGCCACUUCUAUCAGAACAUCUUGGUUAAGGAAGGUCACAUUGUGGGAUUUUGCUUUUUGUUUAUCAGUCUUUACGUAAAUACGCUAUAGUAGAGAUAAUCCAUACCAAAAUUAGUUCAUAUUUUAUUUAUUUAUUACUGGUGGAAGUUUUCUUUAAAACCCUGCAUUUGUCCAUUCAAUGUAAAAGUUGUUUACUUAUAAGUUGUGUUUUUUUUGUAAAGUUUGCUUUUCAAUAAGCAAAAAAGAGUUUGACUAUCGGAGGUGUGAUUUAACAUUAAUCUUCAGUUUUUUUCGUUAGGCAGGUUAAUUGCAGGUUGCGGUUGUGUUAUGACAGGUGAAGAGAAGUCAUAGCCCUUGUAUAAUUUGUACAGCUACGUAAGUGAAUGAAAACGUAUGUUCACAGUUUAAGUCAGUUGAUCUUGUAAUGAUACUACUGAAACCAUAGAUGAGAAUAAGCUUGCCUGUGUUUCCCAAACCACUGAAGGUUUCCUACCAGCAUUUAGCAGACUUAGAAUGGUGUAUACUGUAGUUAAUCGAAUCACAUUUGUAUGUACGUCCUCUGUCAAAUUCUGGACUUCUUUGUUGGUCUGUCCCCUUACUUCCCGGCGAAAUAUAAACAAUGUUAUUGAGAUUUUAAUUGCUGCAUUAUUGCCUUUUACAAUGCUGUGUUUUGGAUGUAAUUAUUCUGUAUUUUUUAUUUCUAUGUAAUAAUCAGUUGGAUCAAGGGUCAUGCUUUUCACCUGUAAUGUAAAUUUAGAAGCUUGUAUGAGAAAACAUUGACAAGUUUAUAACAUUCAGAAAUAUGAAGUAUAGACAGACAUAUGGCCUCUGCCUAAUUGACAAGGAGUGGCACUAAGCACAAGUAGAAACAAAUUACUCAAUUUGUGUACAGGUUGCUAAAUGUUACACAUUGAUUCUGUCUGUCUGAUUUCAAUUAUACCGCAUUGAUUCAAGGGAUGUUGAUAGCACCAUUGAGAGAGCUGUUCUUCAUUUUCAUUCAGACCUUUAACCAAAGACAUGCUCCACAAAUAAGCAGACAGUUAUUCCUAUUUGGCAAAGAUGUUCUCUGUUGUGUAACUGUAUUUGCAAGCAAUCUGAGAAAUUAAAACUGGUCAAGCUAAUUAAUAGUGUAAUAAAAAUGAAUGACCCAUAA
Messenger RNA from Sander lucioperca (pikeperch), 5219 nucleotides. RefSeq names its product amyloid beta (A4) precursor-like protein 1 (gene aplp1). Gene Ontology annotation, cellular component: Golgi apparatus; plasma membrane. Gene Ontology annotation, biological process: axonogenesis; central nervous system development. The record is from RefSeq and is a predicted model, not a curated record. NCBI's taxonomy places the organism in Eukaryota, Metazoa, Chordata, Actinopteri, Perciformes, Percidae. Bases 207 to 2345 code for a protein of 712 amino acids. Gene Ontology annotation, molecular function: alpha-2C adrenergic receptor binding; transition metal ion binding; alpha-2B adrenergic receptor binding. The transcript has 17 exons.